This is a messenger RNA of Talaromyces marneffei, 2448 nucleotides long. RefSeq lists its product as uncharacterized. Lineage: Eukaryota; Fungi; Ascomycota; Eurotiomycetes; Eurotiales; Trichocomaceae. The transcript has 4 exons. The coding region runs from base 1 to 2448 and encodes 815 amino acids. The record is from RefSeq and is a predicted model, not a curated record.
AUGUCUCGACGACCACCGCCAGACGAUAUCUACGAAAAGGACAGCUUCUACGAAGAAGUCGAUCGAAGACGACGAAGCAAAGACGACCGUUACUUUGAUCCCGAUUAUGAUGAUGUUCGACGACGUCGCUUAACACGCUCCCCACCUGCUGUCCGCGAGAUAGACGAGCGAGUCCGAGUCCGCCGUCGGGACAGCUCUGCGCCGGAUGUCCUUCGUGACCGUUUCUUACCUCCACGAGAUGAAGACGUUAUCUCACCGCAACGUCGUGAGAGAGAGCGCCUAGAUGAUCUGAGAUUACAACGAGAGACGGACGAACUUUACAUCCGACGCGGGACUCCACAGCUGUCUCGUCAUCGUCCGAGGGGGGCUUCGAGGGAGGAAGUCAUACUUGAUGAAGGUGAUGAGAUUGAUGACUACCGCAAGCGACCACGGGAUAAAGAGAGGGUUGUUUUCGAAGAGCGGAGGGAGUCUUCACGUCCGCCUCGUGAAGAGGACGAGCGCGAUGAGGUUAUCAUCCGCCGGCGGGACCGAUCAUUACCACCUCGCCGAGCAAGAGAAGACGAGGAGGGCAUCACCAUCGAAAAGGAGAAAAGGCGGAUUGACCCUCGCGAGGAGACUUACAAUGAUGAAAAAGUCGUCUUCCGCCAUCGUGAUCGUCCGCGGCGUGAUGACUUUGAGCACGAGAGAAUCAACCGCUAUAGACGCUCGAUGCCGCCGCUUGAAGACUUCAGAGCAGAAGAAGAUGAGGUUGUUAUUCGUCACAAGCAUGAGUCUCCUGGUGGCCGACGUCGCCGUCAUCAUCGAGAUGAGAGAUAUCUGCCCAACGAUGAUGAUGAGCGGGAAGAAAUUAUUUUCCGAGAGCGCGAUCGACAGAAGCAAGAAGAGAUCGAAAUACGCCGAGCGGAAAGGUCUCCUCCCCGACGGCGACGAGAUGAUGAUGAGAUUGAUGAUGUCCUCAUUUGUCGACGAAGUCGUUCCAUUCCACCGCCAAGGGAAGAUGAUCGGGAUGAGAUUGUUAUUAAGCACAGGAACCGGUCGUCCUCGAGGAGAGAAGAUGAUCGGGAAGAGGUUAUAAUGCGCGAGCGCGAUCGCUCUGCCCGACGAAGACAUGACGAUCCGGAUGAAAUUCGUAUCAAACACAGAAAUUGGCCAUCACCUCGAAGGGAAGAUGGUCGGGAAGAAGUCAUCAUACGCAAGCGCGACCGUUCCGCUCCACGAAGAGAAGAGGGUGAUGAUCGGGAGGAGAUACGAGUCCGACACCGCCAUCAUUCUUCGCGGCCCAGAGAUGAUGAUGACGAUGAUGAUGAUGGCCGCGAAGAAGUCAUUAUACGCAAAGACAAGCAUGGAAGAAGAAAAUCACUAAACCGUGAUAUUGAAGAAGACGAAUUGAUCGUGGGUGAUGACGACCGAGGGAGAGAUCGCAUCGAAUUCCGACAUGUUCAUAGCCCACAUAGCAGUCCACGACGUUCUUCUUCCCGAAGUAAAGGGAAAGAAGAAAUCAUAAUCAAGGAAAAUGACAGACGGAGACCAGAAGCUAGUCGAGAGGUCAUUAUACGUAAGGAGGGAUCGUCGUCGUCAGAGUCGUCGCGUGAACCUUCUAUCGUUCGCAAACCGCCUAUUUUGCAAGAAGUUAUCACGCAUCACCGCCAUAUUGACAGCUACGAGAUCGUUCCGCCUGUCCGACGAGGUAGCCCUGAAGCCGAAUCACUUGCCGACGAGGUGGACGUAGUGGAUAUAAAGCGAAGAAGUGAAAAACAAGGGCGAUCAGUCGAAGAAGAAAUCAUCAUCGACAAGGGCAAAGAAAGAAGCCUAUCUCCACGUCGACGACCUCUUAUUCCCGAGCAAGAGGACGAAUUGAUCAUCACGCGAACAAAGUCCAGCGAUCGUGGAGUCGAAAAAGAAAUCGAAACCUGGGAGCGUGAGCGUGACAAAGAGACGAGAGACCUAGAACUUGAAAGGGAAAUAGCCAUUCGAGAACGCGAGCGCAGAGAAGAGAUAGACCCCUUCCCCGAGACGAAAGAAGAAGUCCGCGUCCAUAAAAGACAUACGGACACCAGAAGAAAACGCAACAAACUCUGGACGGAAAUCUCCAAGGACCUCGUCGUCCGAGAGGCGCUCGAGCGAGCAGGUUACCAAUUCGAUGAGACGAUGAAUUUCUACUAUGUGUUUGAGUACCUUCGCUACGACGAUGUCGAAAAACUCGUCGACCUUAGCGAGGAUAUACGCCGAUUCCGCCGCGAACGAAUACGAGGCAUACGGCAUGAACGAGAGAGACUUCCACCGCUUCCAGUAAUUCCUGGUCCACCCCCUAUUCCACCACGGCCGCCGUUGAUGGUGGAACGGGGACCCUUCCGGGAGCCAUAUCCAUGGGAGGAGCGCGAUCGGUAUCGCGAAAGCGAUGUGAUUAUUGAAGAAGGACGACGGCCGAGACGGUAUCGAGAGAUUUGA